AUGCGUCUCAAGAGGCAUAUAAACCUGCCGAAAACGUCUCGAUUCCAGCUCUCCUACCAUUCAUCCUCCUCCUUCACAAACAUCUUUACCCCCUCGUCCAAUUUCCUCAUCAUGAAGUUCAACCUCGCUGUCCUCACCGGUGCCGUUCUGGCUUGCACCAUCAGCGUCUCGGCUCGAUGGCUUCAAACCUCGGCGACGCAGAACUACUGGGAGUACUGUCGCUCGGACGGCGGUCGAUACAACACUCUGCAUGUGUGCUUCCAGGCCCCCUCGGACUCGUUCGCCCGACAGCUCGCCGGUCAGGGCGGCUGGUCCGGCUACCUUGGCUCCGACCCCAACCACUUCGUUGUGUUCUACGACAACGCUAACGGCGUGACCCUCACGGGCAACGAGUAUAUUGUUGAUAUUACGUUCCUCGUUGUUGAGCCGCCUACAGCGCGCGAUGACAAGUGUGCGCUCGUCACCGUCACCCACAGCAAGACCCACGCCGUCAUCAGCUCCCAGAACGUCUGCAAGGGUCAGAUGAUGACGCUUCCCGCUUGA
Messenger RNA from Kalmanozyma brasiliensis GHG001, 543 nucleotides. RefSeq lists its product as uncharacterized. The record is from RefSeq and is a predicted model, not a curated record. The coding region runs from base 1 to 543 and encodes 180 amino acids. NCBI's taxonomy places the organism in Eukaryota, Fungi, Basidiomycota, Ustilaginomycetes, Ustilaginales. The transcript has 2 exons.